GGGAGACUACACUAUUAUUAUUACUUUCUUUUCACAAUUAUGUUUUUUUUUUUUAAUUUAAAUUAAUGUUCGAGCAAAAUAAAUGGUUGCAUUAAUCAAAAGGAAUGCAUGUUUAACAGAAUAACUGCUAGAACAAUGAACUACUGCUCGUUUCUGUUACCCACAUUACUCAGUGUUGUUAAUUCCAUCUUACGUCAUCCAGCAAAGACAUUGAAGAGUGACAAAUUUAUUAUUAAUAAUGCAAUUACAUAUAUACUUCUCCAUCAACAUGGCGCACACAAAAUUAAAUCAUUGAAGAUUGAUAAUGGAGAACUAUGAUCAAAUACUACAAAGUUUGCAGGAUAUGAGAACGUACAGUGAACAAUUUGAAAAUGACAAAGAAAUUGCGUAUUUAGAAUUUUUAAAGCAACUCGACGAAUAUCAGCAGGUUGAUAAUCAAGCAAUUAACAUUUUCAGUGCCUACAAAGAUUCGGAGAGAGAGAAUAAGGAGUUGACACAAGCGAAUCGUCACACUAUGAAGGAAAUGAAGUCUCUCGAAUCUAAGUGUAAACGCUUUGAAGAGAACGGAACAAACAUUAUAACAAGUACAAUACAUAAGCUGUCCAUGAUAAACAACGAAAUGGAUAAUUAUUGCAAUUUGCAAGAUAAUCUCAGCAAAGUUCAUAAUCCCGACAACAUUCGGAAACAGACGAUAUUAAAUCGCGCAAAAAUUGAGGAGAAAAAGAAGACUUUAUCGUCUUUUGGAACUUACAAAGAUGCACUUUCAUUAAAUAGUGAAAGCAGUAUUCCCAAUUUUGAUAAGGUUUUGAUGUUUAACGAGACUUCAAACAGAAAGAAACAUUCAAACAUCAUACAGAAUUAUUAUAAAUUAAGGGAUAAACUUAAUAGUGUUGAAUAAUCAUUUAAAUAAUUUGUUCAUGUUUUUUUCAAUGUUUCGUAGUUA
Nicrophorus vespilloides is the source of this 943-nucleotide messenger RNA. RefSeq lists its product as uncharacterized. The transcript has 5 exons. The record is from RefSeq and is a predicted model, not a curated record. The coding region runs from base 305 to 898 and encodes 197 amino acids. Lineage: Eukaryota; Metazoa; Arthropoda; Insecta; Coleoptera; Silphidae.